AUGAUCAGAAUAUUCUUUUAUUUUCCAGCCAGACAACAAUUAUUUUCUUUUAAAAUUUCUAUAAUUAGCACGCCAGAUAUUAAUUUUGUUAGCUCUGACUGUCUUUUACAAUGAUUAUCAAUAAACUCCAUGAUGAGAGCUAUUCUUUUGCAAGGCCCAAAUAAAUUUAGGCUAAAGCAAGUCCCAAUUCCUAAGCCUGCAAAAGGCGAAGUUCUUAUCCGUAUGGAGGCAGCUCCCAUAAAUCCGUCAGAUAUCAUAUGUCUUCGAGGCGGAAUCCAAAAUCAAUAUCCAUUAAUCCCAGGCUUUGAGGGCUCAGGCACAGUAGUUGAAAGCGGCAGUGGGUUUUUAGGCUGAAGUUUGAAAGGCAAGCGGGUUGCGUGCUUCACUGAUGUAGGAAACGGCACAUGAUCCGAAUACGUUGUCACAUCAGCCAAAAAAUGCAUGCAAUUGCCUAAAGAUGUUUCAUUUGAGCAAGGAGCUUGCAGCUUUACAAAUCCUAUAGCAGCAGUCAUCAUAAUGGAUACCAUCAAAGAAAAUAGCCAUAAGGCAAUCAUUCAGACUGCAGCUGCAUCUUCAUUAGGAAAAAUGAUAUUAAGAUCAUGUAUAAAAGAGAAUAUUCCUGUUAUUAAUGUUGUUAGAAGGGAUGAACAAGCAAAAUCAUUGAAGGAAAUAGGAGCAAAAUACAUAGUGAAUUCUUCUAGUAGGAAUUUUGAGUAUGAACUGAAAAAGCAUAUAGAUAGCUUAAAUGCUACAGCAGCUUUUGACUGUGUUGGAGGAGAAAUGACUGGAAAUUUAAUAAAUUUGCUAGGAAAAAACUCAGUUGUGUAUGUAUAUGGGAUGCUAAGUCAGGAAAAAAUUACUGAAAUUGACCCUGCUGAAUUGAUAUUUAAUAGGAAAAAGAUAGAAGGAUUAUGGACACAAGAAAUUAUCAAGAGGAAAGGAGUUUAUUAUCUAAUUAAGGUACUUAAAAAGAUUGUAAAAGAACUGUCAGGAACUCUUAAGACUGAUAUUGCAAAUGAAUUUGAUUUAGGAGAAAUUGAUACCGCGCUGAAUUACUAUAGAGAUAAUCCUAGCGCUGGCAAAAUUUUGUUAAAACCAAAAAUGCUAACUCCCUCAGCAAGUGAACAAAACCAUUUUAAAACCCUAUUUUUGCUCAAAAAUAGAAGACAAAAAAUUUUUUUAUGAAAAAAUUUUGAUAUAUAUAUAAGUGAUAAAAGUAAAAUGAAAUUUCUAGCUAAUUCUGUUUAAUUUAAAAAAAAAUGCAUUUUAAAACAUAAAUUUUACACAUUAAAUUAAUAUGUGUUUUCCAAUUUUUGCUAGUUGGGAUUUUUUAAAUUUCUAAAAAAAAAACUAUUAUAAAAUUUAUUAAGGCUCCUCUGAACGAACAAAAAAAUAUUUUGUUCACAUGGGGGAAAUAACAGAAAACCAAAAUAAAAAUACAUAA
Blepharisma stoltei is the source of this 1444-nucleotide messenger RNA. NCBI's taxonomy places the organism in Eukaryota, Ciliophora, Heterotrichea, Heterotrichida, Blepharismidae. The record is from the annotation of a GenBank genome assembly.